CGUACUUUUCCACGGCUGAGGUUAAUUGCUUCCUCGGCAUAGUUAUCUUGUUCACCUGUGAUUGCUGACAGUAGAUUCCCCUCUACAUCUACUUUGUGGUGACUUUUUUUUUUUGAAGUUUGCAAGUUUACGCAAUGGCUGCACCUUGGCCCCAAGUGGUUCUUCUUGGAGACUCGCUCUUCCAGGGCGCUUCCGAUGUUCAGGGCGGAUUCUCUUUCCAAGGCGCAUUGCAAAAUCACUGCCAACGCCGAUAUGAUGUUAUAAACAGAGGAUUCUCGGGCUAUAACACCUCGCAAGUCCUCAAAAUUCUACCCGACAUCAUCCCGGCUCCUCAUCCGGCAGGCCCUCAGCUCAAGUACUUGAUCGUCCUCCUCGGAGCGAACGACGCAGCCCUGCCCUCGCCUGUCGAUAACCAGCACGUGGACCUUGAUCAGUACAGGACCAACCUGCGCGCCAUCGUCACGCACCCACACGUCGUCGCCCACAAGCCCAAGAUCCUCCUCGUGACGCCGCCGCCGCUCGACGAGAUCCGCCUCGGAGCCAUCGACCGCGCCAACGGUCGCGACGGCCCCUCGCGCCACGCAAAGGUAUCGGCGUCGUACUCGGCCGUGGCGCGCGAUUUGGCCGGCGAGCUGGCGCCCAGCGGCGUCGUGCUCAUCGAUCUGUGGAAAGAGCUCAUGGACGUCGCGGUAGCCAAAACGCCCGGGUUCUACGGCGUCGGCGGUGCCGUCCUUGGGGACCCGGCGUGUGGUCUAUGUGGGCAUCUGGAGAACCUACUUCCCGACGGCUUGCACCUGAGUGGGGAGGCAUACCGGGUGUUUUUCGAUGCCGUGAGACCGCAUAUCAUCCCCGAGAUUGCGACGCUGGGCCCUGGGGAGGGUCAUGUGUUACCUGAGUGGCGGGUGGCGCCCUGGAGUUAAAGGGUGGAAGCUGGGGGUUAGGGUUGGUGGGAUUGGAUAUAUCGGUGCUACCUAUCAACUACCUCCCUCCAUCUUGCAUCAUGUAUAUUAGAUUACAUAAAGAUUACCUACCUUGGGUAGGUACUGACUAGGUACCUUUACCGGACAGCAGGCAUUGGUGCUGCUUGAAAUCUGCAAAUAAAUAUAUUUCUAUUUUUUUA
Pyricularia grisea is the source of this 1120-nucleotide messenger RNA. RefSeq lists its product as uncharacterized. The record is from RefSeq and is a predicted model, not a curated record. NCBI's taxonomy places the organism in Eukaryota, Fungi, Ascomycota, Sordariomycetes, Magnaporthales, Pyriculariaceae. The transcript has 3 exons. Bases 135 to 920 code for a protein of 261 amino acids.